Messenger RNA from Contarinia nasturtii (swede midge), 1218 nucleotides. RefSeq lists its product as uncharacterized. Lineage: Eukaryota; Metazoa; Arthropoda; Insecta; Diptera; Cecidomyiidae. The record is from RefSeq and is a predicted model, not a curated record. The transcript has 3 exons. Bases 1 to 1218 code for a protein of 405 amino acids.
AUGGGAGAUUUAUUUGAGUUGGUUCGAAAGGACGAAGGAGCCAAAACCAUAUUUUCGCAGUUCCAAUCUCUCCCCUUACUACCAUCAACCCUAAUUGAAAGUGCUUUUAAAGAGUUGGCCAAAAAGGCACUUCGACGAUCACCUCUAUUUGCCAAUUUCAUUGACUACUUUAAUCGUGAGUGGAUUAAAAUUGUAAAGCCGAAACAUUUUUCGGUAUUCAUGCGCGGCACACGAACAACAGGACCUGCCGAAUCCUUCAAUUGCCAAGUCAACAAAAGAUUCAAAACUCAUGGAAAUUUUUUUCAUUUCUGCGAAGCGUUACAAAAAGAAGAACUUGUUAUAGCUCAACAAUUGGAAAAUUACAUUGAAGGAACGGUUCAACGAGAAAAACAACCAAAAUAUUUAAAAAAACGAAAUAUAGCGAUCAAAAAGUAUUCACUCAUGCUACAAAAUAAAGAAAUAACACCAACAGUAUUUUUGGCUACUAUGGCAAAUAAGAAAAAUAGAAUAUUAUAUGCUGACGAGGAUAUUUCACUAAAUGACGUAGAGGUGAAAAUUCUACAAGGGUCGGAGUUAUAUGGAGGUAACGACGACGUUGUUUAUGAAGAGAUAGAUGAGUCAAGUGAAGUGUCAGAUUCGGAUAUAGACAUAUUUAUCGAUGAAAAAGAACCAGUCAAAACAAGGGCCACAAGAAACAAUGCAGAAGUAAUGUCUGACAGAGGUAUCACAGGUCGAGUUACCCGAAGUAAAAGAAAUGGUCGUAACAACUCAGUCGAACACCCAUGUUCUUCAUCAAAUACUCCACCAGUCAUGGGUCAAGUUACUCGGAGCAAUAAAAAUGGCCGUAGCAAUUCAUCUACCUCAUCAAAUGUUCAAAAUGAAAGCGAUACUGAUGACAUAUUUUGCAGGCUUACAAGAAGUGGAACUGCUUUGAAUAAAAUAAAAGCAGCUAUUAAUAUCAUUAAUACACAAAGCGCAUCUUUUGAUGAAAACAGCAUGGAAUGUAUACUUGGCUGUGGACGUAACAAGGCAAUGUUACUAUUACCUUGCCAACAUCAGCACACAUGCAAGGAAUGCUGGUUGAUUUGGAAAAUCGAAAACUUAAAAAAAAUCAAUUGCGACGUAUUUAAUAGUAGUCAAUAUGACGACAGUGUAAUGCAACCAAAAUGUCCAGUAUGCAGAACAACAGUGAACAAAGAAAUUAUUGCAUUUAAUUAA